AUGGCUGUUGGCUUCUUCACCAUCGUCGCUGGCCUCCUGGCUUUGGCUGGCGCCUACCUCUACUUCUUCGGCCUCUCCCCUGAAGCCAAGCGCGCCAUGGAGAAGCAAGCUCUCAAGACCAUGGGAGAGAACAAGAUGUCUUACAUGUUGCAAGACCAAAUCAACAAGGUCCCAACUUCCGACCAGGAGGACCUGACUACCCUCAAGAAAGGCAUCAGUGGCAUAGCCGGUGGCGCGAUGAAGAACCCAGUUGGAGAGCAAGCUGUUCGAGCAGCGACCCAGAUCUGGGGCUCGGCGCAGAACUUGUCGAAAGGUGCAAUGGAGCGAGUCGACUGGGAGGCGCUGCAGGGAUACCAGAAGAGCGCGCUCGACCGAGUCUCAACAAUGACGGGCAAAGCGACUCAGAAGGUCGAGCACAAGGCUGAUACAACAAGCAAGAAGGCGGAGUAA
Plenodomus lingam JN3 is the source of this 450-nucleotide messenger RNA. RefSeq lists its product as uncharacterized. Lineage: Eukaryota; Fungi; Ascomycota; Dothideomycetes; Pleosporales; Leptosphaeriaceae. The record is from RefSeq and is a predicted model, not a curated record.